Paramisgurnus dabryanus is the source of this 4244-nucleotide messenger RNA. RefSeq names its product tripartite motif-containing protein 16-like. NCBI's taxonomy places the organism in Eukaryota, Metazoa, Chordata, Actinopteri, Cypriniformes, Cobitidae. The record is from RefSeq and is a predicted model, not a curated record. Gene Ontology annotation, molecular function: protein binding; zinc ion binding.
AGGAACUAUUACAUCAAAAAAUAAAUUAUUUAUAAAUCAAGGCAGAGCAUUUUCACACUAAUCAGACUGUGACUUUCUGUAGGAGACUGACAUCUAGUGGACUUGUUUAUUAUAUGACAGACAUACCUGUUUGCACACGUUUCAUAAACACAACCAGGACAUUCUUGUUCAGGGAGUUCAGGGAAACUGAAACUGUUGGGCUGAUGUUUGUUUCGUCUAUCUUUCUGUGAGUACAUACAGUGAAAUGGCAGGAGCCAGUAUUUCAGUGGAUCAGGAUCAGUUCAUCUGUUCAAUCUGUCUGGAUCUACUGAAGGAUCCAGUGACUAUUCCCUGUGGACACAGUUACUGUAUGAGCUGUAUUACAGACUGCUGGGAUCAAGAUGAUCAGAAGAGAGACUACAGCUGCCCUCAGUGCAGACAGACCUUCAAUACAAGACCUGUUUUAGGUAAAAACAACAUGCUGGAUGAAGUGGUGGAGAAACUGAAGAAGACAAAACUACAAGCUGCUCGUCCUGAUCACUGUUAUGCUGAAGCUGGAGAUGUGAAGUGUGACGUCUGUACUGAGAGAAAACACAAAGCCGUCAAGUCCUGUCUGGUGUGUCUGAACUCUUACUGUCAAAAUCAUUUUAAACUUCAUGAAGAACUUCACUCAGGAAAGAGACACAAAGUGACAGACGCCACUGGACGACUUCAGCAGAUGAUCUGCCCUCAACAUGAGAAACCUUUAGAGAUUUACUGUAAAACUGAUCAGCUCUGUAUAUGUCUUCUGUGUAUGGUGGGGGAGCACAAAAAUCACAACACUAUACCAGCUAAAGACGAGAGGACCGAGAAACAGAAAGAACUGAAGGAGACACAGAGAAAAUACCAGCAGAGAAUCCAGGAGAGUCAGAAGAAGCUUCAGGAGCUGAGAGAUGCUGUGGAGACUCAUAAGCGCUCUGCACAGACAGCAGUGGACGACACUGAGAGGAUCUUUACUCAACUGAUCCAAACCAUUGAGAGAAGACGAUCUGAGGUGACACAGCUGAUCAGAGAUCAGGAAAAGACUGCAGUAAGUGAAGCUGAAGGACUCUUGAAGCGACUGGAGCAGGAGAUUGAUGAUCUGAGGAGGAGAGACGCUGAGCUGGAGCAGCUUUCACACACAGAUGAUCACAUCCAUUUCCUCCAGAGUUUUCAGUCUCUCUCUGUUCCUCCUGGAUCUUCAGACUCACUCAGCAUCACUGUCAGCUCUCUCAUCUCUUUUGAUGAUGUAGGAAAAUCUGUGUCUCAUCUGAGAGAGAAACUGGAGGAUUUCUGUAGAGAAGAGAUAAAGAUAUUUGAUAAAGGUAAUCCUGAACCUGAGACCAGGGAGCAGUUCCUAAAUUAUUAUCAUCACUUCACUGCAGAUCCGAACACAGCAAAUAAACAUCUCUGUCUGUCUGAGGGGAACAGAGUGAUUACUAAAAUUGACACAGCCCAGCCGUAUCCUGAUCAUCCAGACAGAUUUGAUGGUUAUUCUCAGGUGUUGUGUAGUGAGAGUGUGAGUGGACGCUGUUACUGGGAGGUUGAGUGGAGUGGUCGGGUGAAUAUAUCAGUGUCAUAUAAGAGCAUCAGCAGGAAGGGAUUGGGUGAUGAGUGUGUGUUUGGAUAUAAUGAUCAGUCCUGGAGAUUGCGCUGCUGUGGCUCCAGUUGUUCAUUCUGGCACAAUAACAUUGAGACUGAACUCCCAGUAGUGCUCAGAUCUUCUAGAAUAGGAGUUUAUGUGGAUCACAGUGCAGGAUCUCUGUCCUUCUACAGCGUCUCUGACACAAUGACCCUCAUCCACAGAGUCAACACCACAUUCACUAAACCUCUCUAUCCUGGGUUUUACAUUUGUCCUGGAUCAGUGAAACUGUGUGAUCUAACAAUAUAGAUGAUACAUAGAGUCUACAAUGAUAUUGUUAUACAUUGAACUCAAUAGGGAACAAAGAUCUUCACACUGCAUCUAGUAAUGAUUGUAAAGUAUACAGGACUAUAAAGUCAUCAAUGACUAUAACAGCACAAACAUCAUCUCAGUUAAGUUAGUUAAGAGGUUUGUCAGACCCUUAUAAAUAAUGGCAUUCGAUACGUCAAGAUUUAGGUAGAGUUAACUGGUUCAUUAAACCAAAUAAUUAAGGACACUCGAUGCGCCAAUGCUUCAAGGUAAGUCUGAAUGAAGUCAAACAUCAAAAUAUAUUAGCCAGUUAAGGAGAUCAUAAUUCAAAAGCCAAUUAACAAUCCAAAUCAAAUAUGAAGCAUAAAUCAAUAAACAGAUAUAAUCAUAUGAAGCAUUGCAUACCUGUCAAAAGGACGAUACUCUGUUACAGUGUAGGGGAUUUGGCUAAAGAUUCCUGAUGUAAAUAAAAAUACAUGAUGCUGUGCCCAAGACACAACAUCACGGGGUUCAUUUCUAAAUAUAAAAGAUCUCCUGAACCCCAAACUUUCCUUAAAGGGCCAUUUCACCUGUGGAAACAUUCAUCUUUAUUGAAAGUGGGUCAUAUUUGUAGUCGAAAUGUAACAUACAUUUAGAAUUUUUUGCCUAUUUGACCGAGAAAAGACAGAAUGUGACUUUAGGGCUCAUUUGUAUGGAAAACUACAACUCCCACCAUGCACAGCUCUGCAAGCCACUCCCAUUAAUCGGAACACCGCUCAGAUAUGCUAUUCUGUACAUAAAUGCCACGUUAGUAUAACAAAGAAAAUAAAAACACUCACUUUAUAGUCAGACGUCCGUUUAUCCCUGCAGGCUUUGGCUGUCGCUUCCAGUUUAGGAUUCUAAAAUAUGUAUCCAGGACGCUGUCUCCAUAUACGGUACGAAGCUUGGGUAAGAGCAAGCUUCAUUCAGUUUCUGAUAUAUGUUUGAGAGUGCUUGGCCAAACAUGUAUAUUGUCAAAAAAGAAAAUGCCGCAUCCUGCACACAAACGCAUCCACCGCACAAUAUGUAUACUCCACAGACACGCUAGCUCAGCGCUUGUGCUCGUAAGCCGAAACACGCUGAAACACGCGCAAAGUACCUCUCUUGCCCGGGACCAUUCACCAAACAAAAGUCCAUAUCCUGAUCUGAUGCGGAAAUGUUAUAGCCUACAGAAAUCACACAGCGAGUGUACAGCCACUACUAGUCUGUCCAAACUCGGGCCAGUCCAGGCUUCUCUACGCAGCAGAGGCCGAUGGUUGCAGCGUUUUCCCCGGGCUCCUCUAUGCAGCUGAAGCCCAGGCUCCGGCCUACUCCUCAGGCUUCUGUUGCUCCAUCUGUCUCAGCUCUUUGCUGUAUUGUGGCUCAUAAAGGUGCCAUGAACAACCGAUUAGAGCAUCACGCUUGCGAAAUCACCCUCUUCCAUAUCAUAUCGAUUACCUUCUGCUAUUAUUGUAACAUGAAGUCUGGCUCGCACCACAACGUCUGUUAGCUUAGCUUAGCAUAAAGAUCGUUUUUUUGUCUGUGUUCGUAUAUUUUCGUAAGUCUCACCCACUGUAGCGUGUAGCGUGAGUGGGUCCCACCCAUAGCUCCUACCUUCGAAAAAUGAGGAAAGGAAAGAUACAGCAGUUCCUUCUUUCAAUGACGCAAAAUGACGAUUUUUACAUUUUUGAAAGAAGGAAGUGCAACUCUGAAUUCAUUAUUUCUCCCAUCUCAAGGGAAACUGAGGGAAUGACGCAUGACCAUUCAAAAACAUGACUGGGGUUCUAACGAAAGCUUAAUGCAAAUAGGUGAAUUGUCCUUUUAACCCUUAUAUUAUGUUCCAGGUAAUUUUGAUCCGUUUUGAUUUUUAAGCUGUCGGAUAAACCAGUUAACCUGUGAUUUUAUUCUUGAAAUUUUGUGACUUUCUCAUGUAUGGCCAUGAACAUACAUGCAAUUUGACCCGCAUUUUGUUUUGUUCCAAAGCAACUGUAUAGACCUAAAUUAAAUAUAUAAUUUUAGUGUUUGUUGCUAUAUUGGUGUUUUACUCUCCCGAAAUGGGGGUAAAAAUGCUUCUCCUCACUCUUUUAAGUACUGAAAAAGACUUUUACAGACACAGAUGUUAAAAGUGAGCUAUCAUUUCUAUUUACAAUGUAUAUUAAAUACUACUUGAGUUACUGUUUUCUUCCAGACAUUUUUGUGACUUUUUCUCAUUUAGGGCCAUGAACAUGCAUGCAAAGUUAGGAUAUACUGAUAAUAAUGAUUUUUGUUACGAUUUUGAUGUUCGCGGGUCAAUUUGAUUCAUAUUUGUUUGUUCCAAGGCAACUGUAUAGACACAAAUUAAAUACAUUUAUUGCGUAUA